Messenger RNA from Sipha flava (yellow sugarcane aphid), 896 nucleotides. RefSeq names its product protein YIPF5 (gene Yip1d1). Bases 143 to 865 code for a protein of 240 amino acids. The record is from RefSeq and is a predicted model, not a curated record. NCBI's taxonomy places the organism in Eukaryota, Metazoa, Arthropoda, Insecta, Hemiptera, Aphididae. Gene Ontology annotation, biological process: vesicle fusion with Golgi apparatus; endoplasmic reticulum to Golgi vesicle-mediated transport. Gene Ontology annotation, cellular component: trans-Golgi network. The transcript has a single exon.
GUUGUGUUUGGUUCGUCGUGUGUUAACACUUAUCGGAUUCGUCUAUUAUGUCAUGUCACAAAUUAUUGUUCCCAAAUUUUUCUAAUUUUUUGCCGUCGCAUACGGUUCUCACCUCGCGUGCGACUUAUCAUCACCAAACACCAUGAAUUCAAACCAAUACUACCCGGAGAAUACGUAUUUCGUGUCUGAUGACAACCUCAACUUUCAUCCUGGAUCGUACUCCAACUACGACCAGACAACUAAUCUACAAAACUACUCUUUUGACAAUUAUUCGCAACCGUCUCAAUUGAAUCAACCCGGAGCUGGUCAAUGGCAAAACAACUCGUCCACGAACUUCACGGGCGAAGAAGACGAACCACCUCUGCUUGAAGAGCUUGGUAUCGAUGUCAACAAAAUCAUCACUCGUCUGUUACAUUCACUCGAUCCGACGGGAAAAUGUGGUGUUGUUUUGGGCGAUUACGAUGUAAUUGGCCCUAUUGCGUUGUAUCUGACUUACACGUCACUACUCUUGUUGGCAGGUGGCAAACUGAUGUUUAGUUACAUUUAUGGUUUGGCCGUAUUAACAUCAGUGUGCAUGUAUGGCUUACUUUGGGCAAUGACAGAUUCUCCUGAAGUUACAUUAACAUCGACAUUUUCUGUACUUGGUUAUUCAUUUACGCCCGUCGUACUAGUUUCAUUGCUUGCCGUAUUCGUUAAUCUGAAGAACAUAUUUGGUGGAAUAAUUGUAUUGGCUGCUGUAAUUUGGAGUAGUUCAAAUGCUGCCAGGGUAUUUGUUGCUAUGUUUGGGAACUCUGAUCAGAAAUAUCUUAUGGCUUAUCCCUGUGCAAUAAUCUGUGGUUUAUAUACACUGUUUAUAUUGUAUUAACAUAUUUAUAUUCAUGUAAUCUUAUUUGUAU